AUGUUGGAUGGAAUCCCGGUACAGCGCUCUUUGUCAGCUUCAAUACCGGACAUUGAUGAUAAUAUGAAAUUACCGACACUAAAGCCGGGUUUUUAUGGCAGCGAUGAGCAACGUGCACUAAUCGAAGCAUUCAUUAUCGAAUACAUCACAGUGUACGAUGACGACGAUGUUAAUAACAGGAAGAAUUUAAUCAAUGCUUACGAUGAAAAUGCAACUUUCACGCUGUCUGCAGAAAAUUUGCCAGAUUCGAACGAAAGAAGGCCGUUUACUUAUUUCAGUUUCAGCACCUAUAAUACUUAUCGGAAAUCAUCGCAUAACGUUAUGUGCGUCGAGAAAUGGGAACGUUUUCGUGAGAAGGUGGUGCAUAAGGGAGCAAUGGAUAUCAUUGUUAUGUUGCGUAAACUUCCGGCCACCAAGCAUCUUAUGGACACUUUUGUGGUUGAUGUUUCAAUGACGACGGCAAAGCAUAUGUGUUUCGCAGUUCAUGGAUUCUUUCGCGACAGCAUGACUAAAGUGCAAGAUGACGAUGAGGUGAAAUUCUUUUGCCGCAACUUCGUCGUUGUGAAUAAAGGCGAAGGGAAAAUAGCAGUUCUUAGCGAUAUACUAUUUGUCAGCGGAGUGUUCACUGAAAGGAUACAACGUUACAAGUCAAUGAUUACCAGUUUGUUAAAGGCAGCCCCGGAUACAGGAACCUCGAUGAACAUGGAUGGAGCAGGUGGCAGCAUGUCCGUUGGAGAUGGUGCUGAGAAUCGUUGGAUGGCAGAGCCGUUACCGCCAGCUCCUCAGCUGCGGGCCGAGUAUUUUUGGCUGUACGAGACAAGAUCCCUGCGGAAGCGUUUCAAUAAUCGCAUUUCAGUAUUUGCUGAAUCGUUAUUUCAUUUGUAUUUCCAGUCAUUCUCAGCCAGAAGUGUCACUCGCAGCUAG
Messenger RNA from Gongylonema pulchrum, 924 nucleotides. The record is from the annotation of a GenBank genome assembly. Lineage: Eukaryota; Metazoa; Nematoda; Chromadorea; Rhabditida; Gongylonematidae.